AUGAGAUCUAUCACCAGUUCACCAGAAGUUUUAGAACGAUACGUAUCUGAUGUUGAUUCAAGCGACAGUGAAGAUUUUGAUCAUAAAGGUAAAGAAAAAGAAUCAGGUUUAUCUUACCUUAGUAAAUGUAAACAACGAGAUUCAGAUCCAGUCAAUGAUAAACCGAGGAAAAUGUUUAAUCAUUCCUAUGGAUGUCUUAAAUAUGAUUAUAAUAUUAUCCAAGAUUUAGUCAAGGGUAUUAAAGACUCUGUCUUAACAAGUAACAACUUACACUAUGAUUACUCCAAGCUUUCCUUGGAACAAAUUGAAGUAUUUAACUUUUUCAAAAGUCAACUUGACCUUGCCUCAAGUAAUUCCAAUAUUGGUGUUAGGCGGGUUAUUAUCCAAGGGAAAGCAGGCUGUGGUAAAAGUUAUCUUAUUCAUUGCAUGAAACAGCUUGCAUAUGAACAUGGUGGCCCUGACUCUUGUGUUGUUUUAGGUCCCACAGGUGUUUCUGCUAAAAAUAUUGGUGGUUCUACUAUCCAUUCUUUUUUCAGACUUCCAACUAGACAAAGUUAUUUUAAAAGAUUAGUGGGCCAAGAGUUACACUCUUUUCAGGAAAAGCAUAAGAACCUGUCUGUUGUUUUUAUUGAUGAAUAUCCCAUGGUUGGUUGCAAGCUUUUAGCCAUGAUUGAUCAACGUUGUCGAGAACUUAAAGAUUCCAGUUUACCUUUUGGCAAUCUAAUCAUAUAUUUGAUUGGUGAUAUCUAUCAAUUGAAAGGUGUUGGUGACAAAGCUUUGUAUGAUAAUAAUAAUCCAGACCAGUGGACUUCUUUAGCUCAACUUGGAAAAGCUGCAAUCUCUUCCUUUCAAAAAGCAUUUCUUUUGACUGAACCACAACGCUAUACUGAUUACACCUACAGUAAUUUUUUGGAUCGUUUAGCGGUUGGUAUGUGUACUGAAGAAGAUUGUCAAAUGAUUAAUUCUAGACACAUCUCAAGGUUGACUGAAUGUGAGUUAAAAAAGUUCGAACAUGCUAUUAGAAUUUGCUCUAUAAAUGAGGAUGUGAAAGAAUUUAACAAUGAAGAAUUGAUGAAGGUGGAUACUGGUAUUGUUCGAAUUAAUGCCCAGAAUAAUUGUAGUACUGCCUUUAAGUCAGUUGAUACUUAUGCAAGUGGGUUAGCAAAUGUUCUGUAUCUUGCUAUUAAUUCUCGUGUUAUGUUGAAGCAAAAUCUUAAUGUAUCAGCAGGACUUGUCAAUGGUUGUUUGGGCUAUGUCACAGAUAUUUUAUAUGAUGAAGGCGAGAAACCACCAGCUAUACCUAGGUUUGUAAUUGUCAAAUUUGAUAAUGUUGAUGGUUAUCCAUAUUUAAACGGUGGUGUUCCAAUACAAGCCAUACAUUGUUCUUGGUCAAUCAACAACAUUAGCUGUUCUAGAGUUCAACUCCCUCUAUCCCUAAGCUGGGCCUGUACUGUGCACAAAUCGCAAAGCUUGACAGUUGAAUUAUGCCAGAUGAAUCUUGGUGAAACUGAUUUUGAAUUAGGUUUAACUUAUGUUGCCUUAUCCCGUGUUAAAAAUUUGUCAUCUCUUGUUCUUAUGAAGCCAAUUUCUUUGGAUCAUUUAAAUUGUGUUAAACGUUCAAGAAUGUUUGUUGAAAGGGAAAAUUUUCUUGAAUGGUUGAGACAACUAAAUUAG
Frankliniella occidentalis (western flower thrips) is the source of this 1674-nucleotide messenger RNA. Its product is annotated as ATP-dependent DNA helicase PIF1-like. NCBI's taxonomy places the organism in Eukaryota, Metazoa, Arthropoda, Insecta, Thysanoptera, Thripidae. Bases 1 to 1674 code for a protein of 557 amino acids. Gene Ontology annotation, molecular function: DNA helicase activity. Gene Ontology annotation, biological process: DNA repair; telomere maintenance. The transcript is spliced from 2 exons. The record is from RefSeq and is a predicted model, not a curated record.